AUGAAGUUCUCUGUUGCCACUCUUCUUGUCGGAUCUGCUGCCGCCUUUGCUCCUGUCUCUGUUGAGCGCUCGAGCACUGCCUUGAAUGUUGAAUUCAACGUCCCAUCUCAGGCCCUUCCCUUCAAGGGAGUGUGCGCUCCCGACACUUUGGACGGAUCCCUCGUCGGAGAUGCCGGAUUCGACCCCGUUGGUUUCUCCACCGCUCCUUUCGCCAACUGGUUCGACGUCGGCCAAAAGACUUCCAUGAGCGACUUGGAAUGGCUUCGCGAAGCCGAGAUCACCCACGGACGCAUCGCCCAACUUGCCGUCCUUGGAUUCAUCUGGCCUUCGGUGUUUGGAACCUUCCCCGGAAACGAAUGGUCUGGAGUUGACGCUUACUCCUACACCAACCCCACCGAAUCCUUGAGCCAUGUUCCAGUCUUUGCCACUGAACAAAUCGCCGGAUUCAUGAUCUGGGUUGAGCUCUACCGUGUCAAGUGCAUCCGUGAGGAUGGUGCGGACCGUCUUCCAGGUGACCUUCGUCUUGGACAAGGUGAGGGAAGAGCCAACCCCUUCAAGCUUGACUACACUCCUGAGGAGUACGAAGAAAAGCAACUUCAAGAAAUCAAGCACUGCCGUCUUGCCAUGCUUGGAGCCCUUGGCCUUUGGUUGCAAUCUGUUUACUCUGGAACCGACAUUGCUUCUCAAUUGGGAGCUGCCUUUGAAGCCCCCGCUUACGUUGCCAAGGCCGGAUACUUCCUUCCCGAAGGUAUCUAA
Cylindrotheca closterium is the source of this 756-nucleotide messenger RNA. The record is from the annotation of a GenBank genome assembly. Lineage: Eukaryota; Bacillariophyta; Bacillariophyceae; Bacillariales; Bacillariaceae.